Lactuca sativa (garden lettuce) is the source of this 483-nucleotide messenger RNA. RefSeq lists its product as uncharacterized. The record is from RefSeq and is a predicted model, not a curated record. Lineage: Eukaryota; Viridiplantae; Streptophyta; Magnoliopsida; Asterales; Asteraceae.
AUGAGUUAUGAUGCAAGAGGUAAGCGAGGUUUCACAAGUUUGCAGAAAAGUGUUGCUGCAAUCAAGCUUAUGGUUAUGGGGGAGUCGCCCGAUUCUAUCGAUGGCUAUAUGAGAAUGUCGGAGCGAACAGCACGAGAAAGUUUGUAUAGAUUGGUAAGAGAUGUUGUUGAAACCUUCGGUGACAAAUACUUGCGUAAACCUUCAUUGAAGGAUAUGAAACAACUAUAUGCGACGCAUGAACAACAACAUGGUUUUCCGGGUAUGCUUGGAAGCAUUGAUUACACAAAGUGGAUAUGGAGAAAUUGUCCUGUGGCGUGGAAAGGCCAAUACACAAGUGGCCAUCAUGGAGCGCCUUCGUUGGCAUUAGCUAUUGUUGCUUCAGAAUACUUAUGGAUUUGGCAUGCUUUUUUCGGGGUUACGGGUUCCAACAAUGAUGUAAACGUUCUUGAUCAGUCACCAAUAUUUGAGGAUCUUUUGUCAUGA